AUGAAUACGUCAAAGGAGGAGCUUAUAGAAUUGGUCGAUCUUAAACCAAUAUCCAAAGAGAAAUCUAGAAGGUCGAAUCGAGUGGAUCUUUCACCAUCGGUUUCAUCUAUUAAUACAUUAACUGAAAGUGAGGAUGCUAAUAUAGUAAAUUUAUUUUCUGUAACACCAAGAACUUACUCCAAGAGGCCUAGUAGUUCUGAUAGAAGGACAAUAUCUGAAAUAUCAGAUGAUGUCUUCUUGGCGAAACCGGACGCGAGACCUAGCAGCUCAAAACCUGGCUUUAGAAAGAGAUAUAAAGAAAAAAUUAUUGAGCAUAUUCGACAAAUUAAGGAAAGGACAGCUACUGCGUCUAGUGAUUUAACCAGAGACAGAAUACCAAUCGACAGAGUAAGAAAAGAGAGCCAGGAUAUUGAUGCCUUAAUUGAACAAGUCAAAAAUAAAUUUGGACGAAACCGAGCAAAAAAUCGAGAAAAAGAUUUGUUUUUUGCAUAUAAUGAAGAUUUGGUAGAACAGAACGGAAAAUGUGCUGAUGAGCCAGAUCAACAUGUGUAUUACGUUCUACCAGAAAAAUUGGAUUUUACACUGUACUUGUCAGAAAAGGAAUGCUUUAUAACGACUAACACAUUUCAGUUAUGCUGCCAAAAAAGAAACAAUGAUUCCAUUAAAGAACCAGCUGAAACAUGUUUAGAAGUUACAAACACUGAAAAAAAUGAAGAACAGGAGCACGAACCUGCAACUGACAAUGAGGUAUGCAUUGACACUGGAAAGCAGCUACUACUUUCAGAAUUUCCUUUAAUAGAGUUUGCUGUAGAACUACCUCAUUUUAAGACAAAUAAUUCAGCUAUGGUUGCCUAUUCCCGACCAAGACUACCACACGAGGAUCUCGAGGAAGUGUUGAUCAUCAAAGAAAGUAUUUUGGAUUUAUAUUUAUCACACAUACAAUUUGUUCAGCAUCCAUUAUUUAGCAUCGAACAUAUAUUUGCUCAGAUACUUUCAGAUUAUUAUAAAGACUAUUCACUUAUGGAAGAGAAAAAUACCAUAAACAAAUUGAAGAAACAGUUAAAUGAGCUACGAGAAAAGCGAAAUAAACUGGAUGAUCUUAUGGCAAUUAAUAAAAUCAAUAAAGUUAUUAAAAAGAUAAGAACAAAAUAUUUUGAAGAAAACAAAAGGUACAAAGAAACUAUUUUUAUAAUACUUGAGGCUUGGAAAACCAUAAAAAAGAUUAGACAAUUACAAGGAUAUUCGAAUACACCCGUAAAACUUUUAAUAAAAAAAGAAGCAAGUAAUACGGAGGAGCAACUGGAACAUUAUCAAAAUAUGUUUGAUGCUACUUUGCAAGAACUUCAACAUCAACAAAUAAGUGAAAAUGCUAGUGAUAUUGAAGAAAAAAAUAGCACUACAGAAAAACAAGAAGAAAACAAUGAGAGCAGAGUUGAUGAAAUAUCUGAGGACAAAACUAGGGGCAGUUCAAAAGAAAUGUCUAAGGAAGAAGAAAUCACAAGCCAAAAGCUUCGUUCCCAACUUACAAAAACAUUUCAAACCUGUUUUAAAUCACCAGAAGAUCCGACUAUAAAGUUUUCUUUGACCUUUUCUAAUCAAAUAAGCGAAGAUUGUGAAAACAAUAGGGAAGUUGCUAGAAGAGCCGCCGUUUUAUCUACAAAGUUUUAUUUACGAAUAUUAUGUAACGGCAUAGAAGCAUGUAAAACCAAAUUUCUCAACAUGACGGAUGAUUUUGUACUAAACAUCGAUGAAACUUUUUCAUUACAAUUAACGGAUAUACCAAAAUUUUUAACAGUAGAAAUAUACGCCCAACCGAAAUCUUUGUUGAAGAAAAAAGUUUGUGAAAUGAAUAUAAAUAUUCCUAAUAAAAAAAGUGUCAGAAAGAAUGUUAAAAAUGUCUUCGAGAAAGUCGAAAUUGUUCAUUAUAAACAUGAAGGUGUGGGUAGCGGAAUCGAAUUAAAAAAGGUUAUUGAAAAUCUAGAUUUAAACUUACAGCAUAUUGAAAAUUUCGAAUUAAAUACUUCGGGUUUCUUGGAAUAUUCAUUAGAAUGGGAAAAAGCUAAAAAAAUACAGGAAGAUGUUAGCAUAAGUGAUCAGUUUAAAAUUACGAAUGACACAAAACAUGAUCAGUUUGAUUCAGAUAAUAAAACGGAUGAAAACAAUUUAGAUAUAGAUGAAGAUUCUGGUGACCACAAUAGUAAAAGAAACCGACGAGAUCGACGUACUAAUAGGAUAAAAACUGAUGAAAAUUUGUUUACAUUUUGUAAAACCUCAGUAAUAGAAGAAAAUCUUAGGUUAAAGAUCUUACAGUUGCGAGACCAAAAAGAAAUCGAAUUCGAUGGGAUGGUAGUACCAAACAGAGUCAGGGAAAUUCCGUUUACAAUCCUUAAUCCAUAUAUGAGACGAAAAGCUUCAGAAGAAAAAGGAUAUAUUUCCGACGAUGAUGAUACAGAGUACAAAGCACAAUAUAAUUUUGGCAAAAAGCGCUUGAAGCAGGUAUAUCUUAGACUGUUUCAUUUGUGUAAAAACACUGAAAAUAAUUUGGAUUAUGAAAGUGUUGUCAACGAGAACUACUUCAUAUAUUUUCAUUAUAUGGUAACAACUAUACUACGCAACUUUUUUAAUUGGUUUAGAUGGCGACCAAAGAUAAGCAAGCCGCUACCUAUUUUACAAAAAAAUAGUUCAGAUGAAUUACAGGAAAUUCCAAAAGGCAAGCUUAAUGUGAUAGUUAACGUUAUAAGUGCCAAAACCUUGCCAAGGAGAAAAAAAGGUACCUUUAAUAAAGAUGAAAUAGAUUAUAUUGAAUUAUGCCCAUAUGUUGAGGUUAGUUACAAUAAUAUACUAGCAAGAACCAAUACUAGCACAGGUACUAAUCCAAGUUGGAAUGAAGUUUUAGCAAUACCAUUAGAUUCUUCUCAUUCCGAUUAUCUAAAUCCAAAUUCAUUAGACGGAGUAAUAAGUGUAAAUGUAUAUGACGAAAGCAAAAUUGAGAUUAAAAAGCUUAACAAAAACUGUGUUAAUUGGCUUGGAGGCGUAGAUAUUUUGCUUUCAGCCGUAUGCUGCUUGGACAGUCAAUUUAUUAAUUUUAUGUUAGGCUCGAUAACCGACCAUUGUAUAGCUCUGACUUGCUACUUGUUAGCGUUGAAAGUGGAAGCAUGGCUGCUUUUAGGAUACGGUAUACCCCAUGGAUAUACUGCGUACGUUUUAGUUCAAGAACAUUCAUCAGAAUCAAUGUUACCACUGCAUUAUGUUCUAGAUGUAUUUUAUAAUGAAAAGUAUAACGUAUUGGAUGAACAUUGUCCUUUGCAGAAAAUAUUUUGUGUUUUAAAUGGAACGAAUUGCUGGGCAAAUAUUCAGAAAACUGACAAUGUAGCUCUAACCAGAUUUGAAUUUCAAAGAAGUUCUGAUUGGUUACCAUUAUUUGAUAAUAGAGUCAGUGCUCCAAACAAUUUUAAAACAAAUAAUAUUACAUACAAACUAAAAGAAGACACUGAAAUGAUUGAAAUGCAGUUAGAAAAACAGCUUAAAAGAAAAUUUUCCAUAUUACGACAACUGGAUAGGACUAUAUGGAAUAGUGGACUAUCAAGCGUAUUGGCAAACUUUUUAAGAACUUUUGAACUGAAUUGCAUGUAUAAUAAAAACCAUAGAGGAAACGAUACACGAGCUAUACGAGGAAAUAUCACAAUAUAAGGUGUCUGGUUUAGCCUGGAAUAUACCAUUACAGGUUUAGCGGAAUUGGUGAGAAAAAUUAAAAGGCUAGGAUUCCAUAUACAACCCGAAGAUGACACAGAAUUUGCGUUUUCAGUUUAUGUUCAUUGUUAUCCCGGUAGAUUGCUAUCGGUUUGGAUAUUUAUAGUGAAUAUUAAAAAUAUUGACUAAACAAUAUUCCAACUUAAGUGACAAUAAUAAUUAUAGUAUAAUUAUAAUAAAAAAAUAUUGUUAGUUUUACGAUAUUAAUAAAAAAAUAAAGGAUUUUGAAAAU
Diabrotica balteata is the source of this 3982-nucleotide messenger RNA. The record is from the annotation of a GenBank genome assembly. Lineage: Eukaryota; Metazoa; Arthropoda; Insecta; Coleoptera; Chrysomelidae.